This is a messenger RNA of Lotus japonicus, 880 nucleotides long. Its product is annotated as cyclin-dependent protein kinase inhibitor SMR6-like. The transcript has a single exon. Gene Ontology annotation, biological process: regulation of DNA endoreduplication. Bases 227 to 547 code for a protein of 106 amino acids. The record is from RefSeq and is a predicted model, not a curated record. NCBI's taxonomy places the organism in Eukaryota, Viridiplantae, Streptophyta, Magnoliopsida, Fabales, Fabaceae.
UCGGAAAAUUUUCCUUUCCAUUUUCCCACGAAAACUCAAACUCAAACUCAAAACCCCUUUUACUUCUUCUCUCCUCUCCUUCCUUCCCACCUUCUCACAAAGUUCAAACAACAACCCUUUUCUCUGAUUCCUCCUUCUUCCUCUGAUUCCAUUGAUUCUGAUCCAUACCCACUUUUCCUCUUUGCUGUUUUCAUCAACCAUAACCAAAACCUGCAAAAUUUUCGACAUGGGGUUUUCGAAGAAGGCGCAAGCAGAGACUGGUUUGGAAUCUGAAGCCAAGAAAUGGGUAAUUGCUGGAAUUUCAGUUCGGUCUCUGAAGCCGAUAAACACCAAGCAGAGGGGGAAAGAGAAUGACUGCGUUGAAGAGGAGGAGGAGGAGGCAGGGCGUUCGACGACGCCGACGGCGAAGGAGGCUAGGAUACCGGAGAAGCUGCGGUGCCCUCCAGCGCCGAGGAAGAGACGACCUUCGAGGUGCAACAAUUUCAGUGGUGUGAGGGAGUUCUUCACUCCUCCAGAUUUGGAAACUGUGUUCAAGUGCCAUGUAUGAGUGGCUUUUGUGUGUGAGGAGCUUAUUCAACUAACAGAAAUUGCAGUGGUUACUUAAUCAUGGGGUUUUCUUCUGUACUCAGUGUUUGGCUCUCAAGUUCUAAUACAAGAACCUGUGUAUAGAGGGAAAUUUGAUACUAUUUAGAAGUUAGUUAGAAAGUAGUAGUAGCACUUGAAGUUGUCUUUGUUUUGUUUUUAGUUUAGGGUAGUCUUUGUUUUGAACUUUUGAUUUUACUUGUUUACUAUGAUUAGAGGCUAUGUAGUAUGUAGUGUUUUUUUUGUAAUUUUUUUUCCGAUUAAUGAGAAGUUUUAGGUAUUUUUGGUUUUAGUACUA